AAUCCAUCAUCGUCGAUCUCUGCAGCGGAAGAGAGUAGAGAGCGAGCAUGGAGCACACAGUUUGGGGCCACUUGCCUCUGCUGGUGAAUUCCAACUCCAAAGAAUCGGUGGAGUACAUCCUUCAGGCCCUUUGGAGAACUCGCAAGACCGGCCUCGACGCCACUGACCGCCAUUUUAUUGCGGAAAUGCUUCAGCUCCCGAACCACUCCGACCUCGACCCUCUUUUGGUAUGUUUACGCAUGUUGAUGCGGAAGUGUGUUUAUGAAAAUAUCAGUAAGGAUGAAAUUCAAAAGCUGUUCCCCGAUGAGGUCCUGCCUGAAUUACAAAGAUUAUUGACACUUUUGCUGCAAAAGUUUCAAAGGGAAUGGCGGGAAGAUGUACUCAACGAUCAGGUUAUUAUGCCCCGUUUAAAGGCAAUGACAUGGAAUAUGGCCAAUCAGGAGACAGAAAUGUUAGACCCUGUGGCCGUUAUUAAUUUGAAGCUUCAAAAUGAUGCACAAUCUCAUUCAGGAGAAUUGGAAGUGAAGUUCCAAUUGGAUAAAGAUACACUUGAAACGAUGUUGAAGUCCAUGUACUCUAUAAGAGACCAAUUGUCUGAUGUCGGUGAGACAUCAAAUGGACAUUUACCUCAGGAGACAAAUACGGUGUAGUUUGCCAAUAUGCCUCAACAGGACAGAUUGAGUGGGUGGGCAGAACCGCCUCAGUUGGGUUUCUCAACAAACCGUCCCUGCUUCAAAACCCGCCUGUAACCAACAGUGUUUCUCAGUGUGGACGAUGAAUGAGGGUUGAAAUGCAACAAGAAUCAGACACUGUGAAGAUUUUUCUUGUGAAAACCACAGUUUCAAACUUUGUUUCUAGUCUCUAUGUGAUUUACAUUUUCUCAGUUUAUACAUAUUUUAGCGGUGGACAUCAAUCGCUAUUUUCAUGUCCUACAUGUGAACAUACUUUUUACAAGCCACGAGGAUUCUGAUGACAGGUGAUAUGCAUUUGGCA
Molecule: messenger RNA, 993 nt
Organism: Vitis riparia (riverbank grape)
Lineage: Eukaryota; Viridiplantae; Streptophyta; Magnoliopsida; Vitales; Vitaceae
Exons: 6
Coding region: 48-650 (200 amino acids)
Source: RefSeq, a predicted model, not a curated record